Molecule: messenger RNA, 2067 nt
Organism: Meyerozyma guilliermondii ATCC 6260
Lineage: Eukaryota; Fungi; Ascomycota; Pichiomycetes; Serinales; Debaryomycetaceae
Exons: 1
Coding region: 1-2067 (688 amino acids)
Source: RefSeq, a predicted model, not a curated record
AUGCCCCCUCCCACAACCCCGGACCUGUCGUCGCUGUCGUCGUCGCCGCUACUUUCCGAUUCCCCUCGUCUCAGCUCACUUUCAAUCCUUUCCAAUUUCUUUCUCCAUCACUCCCAAAUGGAGCUGGAGAACCACCGCAACGCCAGCGUCAUCGACAACGAGCUCCACAUCAACAACAACAUGCUUCCGUUCCAAAUUCGCAAUCUCAACCAGAUCCCCGAAGACUACUCCAGCACCGAGCUGGAGGAACUGAGAUCCGAUGGUCAACCGCACGAAAGGCUUCUCUUAUCGUCAGCACGCCAGAACGUCACCAACCGAAAUACGUUGAUUUUUUCGCCAAGAUCCGGUGGAUUUCCGCUUCGUCGUCUGAAUGCCAUCCGGUUCGGAAGGUGUCCCCAUGCGCCCAACGAGGACCCUCCAGACCUAUCGGUCACAUCCAAGGAGCUCCAGAAGUACAUAGUAUCGCUCCUCGAGUUUGUGGCCGCCAACUGCUCGUGGUUGGGCCAAUCUCCCCUCUUCGUGGGCCAUUCCAGCAAACACCACAAAAUUGAGGUUCCGGCCCUGGAACACCUUUUUGCUUGUCUAGACACCACGAUGGACGCAUACAUCUCUCAAAGGAACCAGGGUAUGCUUUGGAGACGACCUACACCCGAACCGCUGGCUGGAGAUAGUCGCAAACGACUGGCCGACCUGGCGGGUCCCCAACGAAAACGACGCAAAAUCAGUGCUAAUAACAAUUUGGUUGAACCUCAAACAAAAUCUAUAAGGAACCCUGCGGACGGAGCCACGUUAGCGCUUUCCCAGCUUUCCUAUAAGCAAAAACUAGCCAUCAUGAGCGUGGUAUACACCUCAUAUCUACGAGACGGCAGCAAUUUUUCACUUUUUGGCUUAAACAAGGCGCAAUUGAAUAUGGCGUUUUCCUCGGUAAACUACGAGAAAAAGAAAGUGAUGGGAGUUUUCACUCUGUAUGGGCAACCAGACGAAGUGCUCGACUACAUUAUGGGGUCCACAGGCAGCUUAAACCUUCCCCGCGAUCGAGCUUUGAUCAGACGGAUGCGGUUGGCAGAAAAAGUUGUCACUGCUGUCAAGGAAAGUGGCCGUGAAGACGUCAAUUCUCCCUUUCUUUUUCCCUUUUCAGGCUCGAUCAUCGAUUUUCAGCACAACGAUCUAAGAUUUCUUCGCCAUAUUCGAAUGUCCAAAAACGUGCCCAUUCGAAACCUCCAUUUGGCCAGAACGAAGACCGCAAGAGCCAGACUUCAGCUCCAGGAAUGGAUGAAAAUGAACCCAUUCAAGCAGUUCAAAGACGUAUUCUUGAUGAAAACCUUGACAAAACUUCGCCGCAAUCUUUGCAACUUUGACAAUGUUUCGCUUGCUGUGCAAGAAGAUACCUUGGACAUGGCUCGUGGACUUCGAAAGCACCUUGAUGUGAUAGCUGGCGGUCUGGAACCGAGGCUUUCCAAAUUCAACGAUGCCGAAGCACAUCGUGAAACAUGGCACGAUGUGUGGCAGGAACAUUCUCUGAACCACGAAUCGCCGUUUGUUCAAGAAUGGGAUAAGAAAUUGAGCGACAAACUUGCCGAAUUCUUGAUGUGUGAGGAACAUUGCUUGUUGAAUGUGCAACUCAAUUAUGUGCUUUUCACCGUCAAAGUGGAUACAGUGGACUUUCUCGAUGCGUAUAUUCUACACCAUCUUCUACUUCUUCCCCUGAACAAAAGAGACGAGUUCUCCAAGAUAUUGAACAAGGAACAGGAAACUUCACGAGUUUUACGAGCAUCGAGAGAAUCCGUAAUGGUAUGCUCUAUUAAUCGAAAAACCGGUGGACUCGAAAUUAACAAUACCCGAGCAGUGCUCAACUUUCGCAACAUUAACAUGCCCGACAGCCACUUGGCAGAAGAUCCAAACGACCCUGAAGAGGGAAACUCAUAUGAUUUUGCUGAUUUGGACGAUUGGCGCCAUGAUGGUGAGGAACGGUUCCGCAAUCCGGACGAUGGAGAAUGUGCCCCCACGCUUCUCCGUGGACACUACAGACGGUCUGGAGGAGGAUGCAGUGUUUAUGGAGUGGUGUAG